Messenger RNA from Lemur catta (Ring-tailed lemur), 2501 nucleotides. It is a transcript of the gene NOC2L, whose product is annotated as NOC2 like nucleolar associated transcriptional repressor. Gene Ontology annotation, molecular function: histone binding; transcription corepressor activity. The transcript has 19 exons. Bases 83 to 2338 code for a protein of 751 amino acids. NCBI's taxonomy places the organism in Eukaryota, Metazoa, Chordata, Mammalia, Primates, Lemuridae. Gene Ontology annotation, biological process: negative regulation of transcription by RNA polymerase II; ribosomal large subunit biogenesis. Gene Ontology annotation, cellular component: nucleoplasm; nucleolus; Noc1p-Noc2p complex. The record is from RefSeq and is a predicted model, not a curated record.
GGCGGGGCCAGCCCAGAGGAAGUGCAGCGCGCGCACGGCAUUCUGGGGCCGGAAGCUGGGCGCACGCCGCGGGCCGGGCGCGAUGGCGGCGGCGCGGAGCCGCAAGAGGCGCCUGGCGGAACUGACAGUGGACGAGUUCCUGGCCUCGGGCUUUGACUCCGAGUCCGAAUCGGAGCCCGAAGGCGCCCCAGAGGCCGAGGUGCGGGAGUCGCGCGAAGCUGCUGCCCGGAGCGCGGGAAGGCUCGGCGGGAGCCCCUCGGCCAGCCGGCGUAAAGGCCGUGCCUCAGAGCACAAGGACCAGCUCUCUCGGCUGAAGGACAAAGACCCCGAGUUCUACAAGUUUCUGCAGGAGAAUGAUCAGAGCUUGCUGAACUUUAGCGACUCGGACACCUCUGAGGAUGAGGAACAGUUCCACUCCCUGCCAGACAUGCUGGAGGAAGCAAGUGAGGAGGACGGAACGGAAGAUGGGGAGGAGGGGGACAGAGCCCCCAGAGGACCGAAGGGGAAGAAGAGUGACCCUGUUCCUGUCACUCUUGCCAUGGUUGAGAGAUGGAGGCAGGCGGCAAAGCAGCGCCUCACUCCAAAGCUGUUCCGUGAAGUUGUGCAGGCGUUCCGCGCAGCUGUGGCCACUACCCAAGGAGACCAGGAAAGUGCUGAGGCCAGGAAAUUCCAAGUCACAGACAGUGCUGUGUUCAACGCUCUGGUCACUUUCUGCGUCAGAGACCUCUUUGGCUGUCUGCAGAAGCUGCUGUUUGGAAAGGCACCGAAGGACGGCAGCAGGACACCGCAGCUGUCCAGCAGCCCUCUCUGGGGGAAGGUCCGCGUGGACGUCAAGGCGUACCUCAGCUCCGUCAUACAGCUGGUGACCUGCCUAGCAGAGGUGACAGUGUCGGCGGCCGUCCUGAGGCACAUCAGCUGCCUAGUGCCAUGCUACCUAACCUUCCCCAAGCAGUGCCGCAUGCUGCUCAAGAGGAUGGUAGUCCUGUGGAGCACUGGAGAGGAGUCCCUGCGCGUGCUGGCCUUCCUGGUCCUGGUCAGAGUCUGCCGGCACAAGAAGGACAGCUUCCUGAGCCCCCUCCUCAAGCAAAUGUACAUCGCGUACGUGAGGAACUGCAAGUUCACCUCGCCUGGGGUCCUGCCCCUCAUCAGCUUCAUGCAGCGGACCCUCACGGAGCUGCUGGCCCUGGACCCUGGCAUGGCCUACCAGCACGCCUUCCUCUACAUCCGCCAGCUCGCCAUCCACCUGCGCAACGCCAUGGCCACCCGCAAGAAGGAGACACACCAGUCCGUGUACAACUGGCAGUACGUGCACUGCCUGUCCCUGUGGUGCCAGGUCCUGAGUACCGUCUGCCCCAGAGAGGGGCUCCAGCCCUUGGUCUACCCCCUUGCCCAGGUGGUCAUCGGCUGCAUCAAGCUGGUCCCCACGGCCCGGUAUUACCCGCUGCGCAUGCACUGCGUCCGCAUCCUGACGCUGCUCUCGGAGAGCACAGGGGUCUUCAUCCCCGUCCUGCCCUUCAUCCUCGAGGUUUUCCAGCAGGUCGACUUCAACAAGAGGCCAGGCCGCAUGAGCUCCAAGCCCAUCAACUUCUCUGUGGUCCUGAAGCUGUCCAACAUCAACCUCCAGGAGAAGGCCUAUCGGGACGGGCUGGUGGAGCAGCUGUGUGACCUUGCGCUGGAGUAUCUGCACAGCCAGGCCCACUGCAUCUGCUUCCCCGAGCUGGCGCUGCCUGCCGUGUUGCAGCUGAAGUCCUUCCUCCGCGAGUGCAAGGUGGCCAACUACUGCCGGCCAGUGCAGCAGCUGCUCGGGAAGGUGCAGGAGAACGUGGAGCACAUCCGCAGCCGCCGCCAGAGGGUCCCCUUUGGCGUGUCUGACUGGCAGGCUGUGGAUGUCUGGGAGAAGCAGACCCGGGAGGAGGGGACCCCGCUCACCAGGUACUACAGCCACUGGCGGAAGCUGCGGGACCGGGAGAUCCAGCUGGAGCUCAGUGGCAAAGAGCGGCUGGAAGACCUGAACUUCCCAGAGAUCAAACGGAGGAAGGUGGCUGACAAGAAGGAUGAAGACAGGAAGGAAUUUAAAGACCUCUUUGACCUGGACAGUUCUGAAGAGGACAGUGCUGAGGAGGACGCUGUUCUGGGCUCCUCAGAGAGAGGAACACCAGGGUCCCUGAGUGUGCGGCAGGAGGUGGAAGAGGCAGAGGAGGAGGAGGACAGCAGCAGUUCGGAGGAUGGAGGUGCAGACGCAGACCCGGAGGCGGGGCUGCACCCCAGGGAGCUGUGGCGGCUGGCCCAGGGGCCGGAGGACCAGCUGGAGGACCUGCAGCUCUCGGAGGAAGACUGAGGCGCCCCGAGGGAGCCGAGCAUAGCAGUGCCCGCGCAGAGGGGAGGCAGGAGACGGUGGACAGGCUUUAUUUUUACACCGGAAAGACCGAGAUGUACAGAGAGCUGCACUUGGGAGGCAGGUUGGAUAGAUCUGCCCGUGAGGGAUGCCGGCCCCGGUGCAG